ACUCGGCUGAGAGCGGCGGCAGGAGGAGGAGGAGGAGGAAGGGGCGGGGGGCGCUUUUGAGGGGCUCCAUGGAGACCCCCACGGCGACCACCUUCACGCUGGCCUACCUGGUGCUGGCCGUCUGCUUCGUCUUCCCGCCCAGCGAGUUCCACCUGGCCGGCCUGACGGUGCAGAACCUGCUGGGCAGCUGGCUGGGCAGCGAGGACGUGGCCUUCGUCCACUACCACCUGCGGCGGGGCACCGUGACCCUCGUGGCCCACGCCGCCCUGCCCCUGGGCUACUACCUGGGCAUGGGUCUUGCGGCGCCCGAAAAACAGCUCUUCGCCAUCUCCCAGGCGCCCGAGCCUUGGAAAGUCUUCUUCGCCAGUGCUCUCCUCCUCCUGGUCCUCGCGGUCACCUUCGCCUACUACUGGUCGCGGGAUGGUUGGUCCCGCCACCCGCUGGCCAGGACCCUCUCUGCCUUUGCUUUGCCGCCCCAUGCCAACUGGCGGGCCGUGGCCUUGUCCAUCAAUACCGAAUUCCGCCGGAUUGACAAGUUUGCCACGGGGCCGCCGGGCGCCCGCCUGAUCGUGACCGACAGCUGGAUCCUCAAAGUCACCACCUACUCUUUCCACGCGGCGCUGCAACGGGACCUCCAGCUGACCGUCAUAGACUCUAGGCAGCAGGACCUCUUGCUGGACGUCAACAGGCCGGCACAGUUCCUCACCAUCCGCGUGGCCAGCGCCGAUCCCCGCGUGAAGGCCUUUGACAUCCGGCUCAACUCGUCGGAAUACGGGGAAAUGCAGGACAAGCUCCGCGCCCCCAUCCAGAACGGGGCCAAUGUGGUCAUCCAUCAGAGCCUGAGCGACCUCUUCCUGGAGACCUUCAGCUCCCUGGUGGAGAGAAACCCGCCAUACCUGGUUCCCAGCAACCAGGAGUUGGACCUCUGCAUUGGCUGCAUGCAGUCCCGGGCCAACGUCAAGUUACUGAAGAAUUGCCGGGAGCUCCAUGAGGGCGAAUGCCAGCCGUGUUUCUGCUACCCCAUGUGGUGCCUGCUGUGUAUGGGCAAAUGGUUCGCCAGCCAGCAGGACCAGCAGCACCCAGAGACCUGGCUCUCCAGCCACGUGCCUUGUCCCACCUGCCGAGCCAAAUUCUGCAUUUUGGACGUAUGCUCAGUGCAGUGACAGGCCGCCACCACAGCGAGGCGGAGAAGAUGCAAUCUUCCCGGCAGGAUGCAAAAUUUCCACAAUUUUCCCCCACCCCCCUUUUGAUGCCUUGGCAAAUGCCGUUGUGUUUCUACCCUUUUUCUACCCUGACAGCGGAGGUAUUUCACAAGCUCGGCUCCUGUCUUAAAAGGGGCCGUGCUUGAGAAACGCAACUUUCGACUGCUGGUUGCAACAAGUAUUCCUCAAAAACGAGAAUGGGUUCUUUUUUUUUUUCUUCGCCGCCUAAAUUGGGCCUGGAUCCAUUGAAUUGUUCCACACUCCACCUUAGUCUGCAAUUCCCAUUUUUUCCCCAAAUUUUUCUAUCACGGGAACGACGUUGGCAGAUUUUGCAACAAACUUUCUCGUAAACACAUUAUUUUCUGGUUAGGUCUUAUUUUCAGGAAAAUACGGUUCCAAAUGUGUUCCUCUGGCUGACCAUCUUAACGGGUUAAUUUUUGGGGUAGGACUUAUAUUAGAAGCAUCCUGAAAUAGGCUAGGGCUUAUUUUCCAAUUGGGUCUUAUUUUUCAGAUAUAAAGAUAAUCUAAAUUACUGCAGUGUUCCCAAAGGAUUUUUCUCGGGAAAGGAAACGGAUUAAUGGCCCGGGAACUUGUGCGAUUAAAAAUCUCAUCACCGCCGGAGCUUAGAAUAACAGUCGGGAGAAAACGAUCCGGCGUUUGAAGUAUUGUUGUACCAAAAUUAACAAUUUGGGAUGACACCCCAUUGUGUUUUUGGAGGGUGGGGUUCGAGGCUGAAUUUUGAGUGGAAAAAAAAAACAACAUACUUGAAAUGGUCUUUUUCGGGCAGGUUCGUAACUCGGUUUCACCGAGUGUAGUAUUCUGUCGGGAUCCUUUGCGGGGCAAAUGGAAGAGAAACGCCUUGAUCAGUCAAAGUCAACAAUGGUUUGUCAGCGAGAUGGAUUCCAGCUUGAGUUGAAAUGGAGCUUUUCAUUUAUUUUCCCCCCCUAUUCGUCUCUUGGUCAAGAUUGGCAGGUCCUGCAUCUCAUCGACUUGAAAAUAGAUGGGACUUCAACUCUCACAAUCCCCUGGCUAGCAAGCUUUAAUUCUGGUCGCUGAAAUUCACUCCCUAAAAGGAUGCUGGAUGGGGGAUUCUGGGAGUUGGAAGUCCUCCCCUCUUCAAGUGCCAAGUUUGAGAAUCAACAUCCUAUUUCAAGCAAAGAAAAAUGAGAAUUUUUAAGGCUUAGGUGCCUGUAUCCCGUCUCCUCCCUAAACAUCCCUAUAUGCACCUUUAAUUUAUUUUCUUUAGACCUUUAAAUCUCUGUUCAGUUCCUCCAUCAAAAUCUCUUUUAAUAAUUCCACCCCACCCAAUUUUAAUUCCCAGAAUUCCCCUGGCUGUACAACCGCCGCCGAGAAUUCUGGGUAAAUCUAGAAGUUGUAAAUCAUUCCCCACCAAAGUUCCUUUUAGUUUCUCAGAAAAGGUAGGAGAAAUUUUUAAUUGAAAAAUAAAACAGAAGUAACAUGAACUUGUUAAAAAGGAUUAAAAAUUAAAAUUUUAGUUGAGAAAUAUUUGGAAAGUAUUAUUCAGUAUUAUAUUUACGAGUGAAAAGGCCGGAAUGAAUCCCGUUUAUUCUGUGCCCAAUAAAAUUUUUGCCUCUUUGUGAGUUCAAA
Notechis scutatus (mainland tiger snake) is the source of this 2810-nucleotide messenger RNA. It is a transcript of the gene TMEM129, whose product is annotated as transmembrane protein 129, E3 ubiquitin ligase. The record is from RefSeq and is a predicted model, not a curated record. Gene Ontology annotation, biological process: protein ubiquitination. Gene Ontology annotation, molecular function: ubiquitin protein ligase activity. NCBI's taxonomy places the organism in Eukaryota, Metazoa, Chordata, Lepidosauria, Squamata, Elapidae. Gene Ontology annotation, cellular component: membrane; endoplasmic reticulum.